AACACCGCCGUCAGCGAGGACUACCUGAAGGGGCUGCUGCUGCCCUUUGAGGUAAAGGAGACGAUGCUGGUGGGCAUCGAUGUGAACCACCCCGGGCAGUUCGACAAGAUCGCCGCCUCGAUUGCGGCCGCCGUGGGCACCUCCGACUCGACCAUGACCGCCUACUCCUGCUCGGUGCGCGUCCAGGAGAAGUUCCACAGCGAGGCGGUGGAGCACAUUGGCGAGAUGGUGGGCUCGCUGGUGGCGAACUUCAAGGAGCGCAACCGAGGAGUGCUGCCCCGGAAUAUACUCGUCUUUCGCGACGGCGUCAGCGACGGCUACUUUGGGCGCAUCGAGGCGGAGGAGAUUGCCGCCCUGGAGACGGCGGUGCGGGCGCUGGUGAAGGACGUCCGCUUCGCCUUUAUCAUCGUGCAGAAGAACCACAAUGCCCGCUUUGGGCUGACCAGGGCGAACACCACCGCCAGUGGGAAGCCCACCUUCAACGUGGAGCCGGGCACGGUAGUGGACUCCUUUGUGGUUGACCCGGUGCGGGAGAACAUGUACCUGAAUAGUCACUUUUCGUACCUGGGCACCUCCAAGCCCAGUCGGUACCUGGUGCUGCGCGACGACUUCUCCCUGAGCGCCGACCAGCUGGAGAAGGUCAGCUUCUUCGCCUGCCACAACUGCGCCCGGACGCGGAAGCCGAUCAGCACGCCGGUGCCCAUCCGCUACGCCCACCUCUGUGCCCUGCGAGCGAUGCUGCACCUGCAGGCGCAGGACUUUAUCGACUCGGACUUUAUUACCGUCUCAUCGUCGGGUGGUGGUGACGGCCGCGGCUUCAGCAACUACGAACGUAAGGGCGUGAAGGUGGAGAAGCUGGCGAUGUGCAUUGAACACAGCAAGGUCAACUGCAAGAGGCUGUACUACGUUUGA
Rhagoletis zephyria (snowberry fruit fly) is the source of this 912-nucleotide messenger RNA. The record is from RefSeq and is a predicted model, not a curated record. Lineage: Eukaryota; Metazoa; Arthropoda; Insecta; Diptera; Tephritidae.